ACUUUGGUAUGUGUGUUGGAACUCAGUGGCUGCAUGUACCCUCAUUAGAUUAGCUGUUUUAAAUUGAGAGUUUUUUGGGACAUGUAAAGAAUAUAUAUCAUACUUUCACCUUUCAUCAGUCAAUGUGUUUUUGCUCUUACCUCAAACUAGAUUAACCGGUUUGGCACCCUUUUUAUUUACAUUCACAGGUUUGUGAAGACUGAAAACAAAGCUCAUUUUUCUCCUCAUUUGUAUCUUUGGGACUCUUGGAAUUACAGCUUUUUUUUGGAAGUGUUAAACUGACAUAAACUUCAUGUCAUGAUGAAGUCCACAAAGGAUUUAUUGGAGUUUCUGGACCUGAGUCAUCUGUCCACAGAUGAGGAAUUGGCAAUCCGACAGGUGCUUCAGCGAGAUGACAACCUCAGGAAGCGAGAGACUGGACGCAUACGUCGUCUGCAAAUCUCCAUUCCUGACCCUAAAAAGCUCAAAGUUAUGACCGGGGAGUGGUUUGAAGAACUCCGGACUCGUCGCUAUGGACGACAGUCAGACGUGACAGAAGUUCUCAAGUCUUCAAUGAGGAGAAAGAAGCCAACAGCCUUUAGGACUAGCACUUUCAGCGAUGUCGGACAAACAAAAAACAAAGAAGGAGAAAAGGAGAAUAAGGACCCUCAAACCAAGACUUCUGAGACCCAGACACCAGACACAAGUUUCCCCAACCUAUCUUUUCGUGAAAAGGCUAACCAGGAACUUAGCAAUGAGGAAAGCACUGUGGAUACUGACAACACCACUGUUGAUGUUCCUGAAUGGAAACAUCCACUCUACAGAUCUCAUGAGGGGCCUGCUAGUGAGGAAAAAUGUACCAACCCAUUUACAUCUCAAAAUCAGGAGAUGCCAUACUCUAGCACAACUGACACUGUCCACCAAUCACCAGACAGGAAACCUGGACAAGAAAACAAGACAGAAUCUGCUUAUAUUGCCAAUGUCGUUCUUGAGUCUCAGCUUGGUCCUAUCAACGUAUCUAGUCCCGGCCCUCAAACCAAACCAACAACCAAAUCCCUGGACACUAUUGUGAAUCUGAAGUCUAGCAGAAAGCUGGUAUUUCCCGCUGAGAUAAAGGAUGAUCCAGAGAAGAACAGCUCUGUAAUGUAUGUAGACCCCUAUGUAUGGACACAACCAGAGUUCAAAAGUAGCGUCAUAGAGGCCGAGCCAAAAGACAAAGAGAUGGCCAUAGGAACAACUAAAACAAUAGUGAUAUUGCCUAGGGUUGACACACAUAAUAGGUCAGAGGAUAGCACCAAUGGUUUUGAUGUUGAGCAUUCAGGGCAUGAGUCUCUCACUACUCCGUCUUUUGAGAUCUCGCCACAGAGCAGCCACAUAAGGCCAAAGCCAAAAGAGGUCAACUUUACCCAUGGAAAGACAAAUACCGCAGGGACUCCACCUAGUGGCACUCUGACCCAAUCAGAAGAUAAGUUCAACAACAGGAGACCUGACGAUGUAGUUUCAGAACGUGAGGGGCCUCAUAGCAUGCAAUCUUCAGAGGUCAAGUAUGAGAAGGAGCAAUUUCAGCUUGAAUAUGAAGAUAUGCUGGGGCUGGAAUAUGUUAGGCUAAACCAAGAUGUUUCAACAGAGAGCCAAGAACUUCAAACAGACCAAAACCACAGUGAAAUGCUAUCAUUUGAGGAUACAUACUCUCUCCAGAGAAAUGACCCUUUGCCUACCAUUGAGUCAUUCAAAUGUGUAGAGAAACCUCAGUACUUGCUCCAAGAGGGACCACAGGACAUACUCACCAUAGACAAACAUGUUCCUGUUGAUGAAUCAUCUAUCUUCAAAGAGGCCAGACCCAAGAAGGACCUAGUUUGUUCAGAGGAAUCUCUACCAUUUGCUGUUCAUGUUCAAGAUGAAGUCAUAAUUUCUAGCAAUCUCCAUACAUCAAAGGAGGACACUGGUGAGGACAAAGAGAAGGAAGUGUCAAAGUUUAGAAAUCAUUCUCUCUCACAGACUGCAAUUGUUGGUGGCAUGAAACACGUAACAAAGAUGAACCAUAGGGUUUCUCCAGGAGAUUUUGAUGAAGAAAAUAAACAAGAACAGAUGGAUGUGAAGAAGUCUACUGAAUCUCUAAGCAAAGCAGUGGAUGGGCAGACAUUUGUUACUUUAGAUGGAGAGGAGGUAGAUAUAUUUAAGGAAAGGAAUACUUUGGAGUCCAAGCUGUCUCCAAAUGGAGACUUUCAAAAAGUGAAUCAGAAGACUGGAAAAUGUCUCAUUCCCACAAUAGUGGUCAAUUCCUCUGAAUCCCCAGUGACAGAUGACACUGAAGAGCACCCAGCUACGUCUCAGGAACCACCUUCAGUGGUUGUUACACCUAUGGACACCUGGGAGGAUGAGGGUCUGGAUGAUGACUGCAGCUCUGUCUCCAGCUAUGGGUCUGACUUCUCUGCAAGAAGAGGUUAUGGCUCCAUAGGUUAUGGCCUCACUGGGCGCACUGGCAGUCUUCUGAGUGUGUACAGUGAGGCGGGGGACUUUGGGAGUGUGACUGUCCAGGGGGCAGUGGAGUUCUCGCUAAGGUACAGAAAUGCAGAGGAGCUGAUCGUCACAGUGGAGCAGUGUCAGGACCUUGCCUACGCCAACCCUCGCAAGCAGCGCACUGACCCAUAUGUGAAGACCUACCUCCACCCUGACAAAUCCCGCCAUAGCAAGAAGAAGACCUCCAUCAAGAAACGCACAAUUAACCCAGUGUUUGGUGGAGAGACACUGAAAAGCAUACAACCAUGCCGACAACCAUCCGUGGAGAUCAGUGUACAAAGGUUUGGACAACGGGCCGCACCAAAAAAAGCACAUGGUUCCACAGAAUACCAACUGGGAUGGAUCCUGAGGCAAAUGUGGCUUCUUCAUCAACAUCUGUAUGCUUUUGGUAAUAAAAUAAUGUGUUGAUCCAUACCUGGGUCUGCAGGAUGCAAAGUUCUUUGUUUGUCAGACUAAUUUUUGGGUCGAAACUACAGAACAGCACAUAACAAGAAAACACACAUGGUUAAUGUUCUGAAUAAAAUUGGUCAUGGCUCCUGAGUUGCGCUGCACAUCCUGCUGUGAUUGGGAGUUCCAUAGGGCGGCGCACAAUUGGCCCAGUGUCAUCUGGGUUUUUGCCAGGGUAGGCCGUCAUUGUAAAUAAGAAAACAUCACACUAGAGGCUUCAUUCUACGUUCUACUGACUGUUGACAUCUAGUGGAAGGCGUAGGAAGUGCGAACAGAUCCAUAUCUUAUUUGGAUGUAAAUAGGCGAUGAGUUGAAAAUCAACCAACCCCAGAAUUUCCACUUCCUGUUUGGAAGUUUGCCUGCCCUAUGAGUUCUGUUAUACUCACAUACAUAAUUCAAACAGUUUUAGAAACUUCAGAGUGUUUUCUAUCCAAUAGUAAUAAUAAUAUGCAUAUAUUAGCAUCUGGGACAGAGUAGGAGGCAGUUCACUAUGGGCACGCAAUUCAUCCAAGGUGAAAAUGCGGCCCCCUAUCCCUAAAAGGUUAUUCAAUAAAAAAUAUAUAUAUUUAUACAUAAUAUGUCUUGCAGAGCCUUUCCAUAAGUCCACUCAAAUUUCUUCAACUGUCUUCUGACUGAUUAGAGCGAUGUUGAUGUUGUGCUGUGAUGCCAGCAGAUUCCAGAUUGCAUUUGCAGAUCGCCCAUCAUCUUCAACCAUCAGUGAGUAAAUGGCUUGAAUAGUCUCACAGGAAAUUAAUGAAAAGCACUAUAUAAAGUAGAUGUAUUAUUUACGAUGGUCUGGCAUGUCUGCAGAAAUGUUGCAAUUAUGUAAUGUGUUUUGUUUGAUAAAUUGUUUUGUAAAUAUUAAUUCACAUUUGUGGUACCACUAAAUAAACAAUUAA
Molecule: messenger RNA, 3845 nt
Organism: Oncorhynchus masou masou (cherry salmon)
Lineage: Eukaryota; Metazoa; Chordata; Actinopteri; Salmoniformes; Salmonidae
Product: synaptotagmin-like protein 1
Exons: 11
Coding region: 298-2907 (869 amino acids)
Biological process (GO): intracellular protein transport; exocytosis
Cellular component (GO): exocytic vesicle; plasma membrane
Molecular function (GO): small GTPase binding; neurexin family protein binding
Source: RefSeq, a predicted model, not a curated record